AUGCCCGAGGAAAAUCACCGUUGGGGCGAUUACUACCUUUCGGGCGGAAGGAAACGUAAAUCAUGGCUUUUGGAAAUGAUACAUCUGAUCAACCAGUCGAUACCAACAUUUAAUGAGCUGUUUGAUGAGGAGACUUUUUACCUUUUCGCUUUUUUGGUCGUAAUUGGGUCCAUACUGGUAGCAGUUUUCUUAUCAAAAGUUGUUGGCAUCAAAUUGCGUGAACAUCCCCUUCGUGUCGACCGUGAGUGGCGCAACCCAAUGCCGGCUCAUUUUUUUGAUUUCCCGUUCGACCGCCGUUUCAAGUAUUUGUAG
This is a messenger RNA of Enterobius vermicularis (human pinworm), 312 nucleotides long. NCBI's taxonomy places the organism in Eukaryota, Metazoa, Nematoda, Chromadorea, Rhabditida, Oxyuridae. The record is from the annotation of a GenBank genome assembly.